AUGUCAUGGAGGGUCUUAUUCCUCUCACCGAUGCUGCCUUUAGCUGUGAUCGUGUAUGGAUCCGCUCAGGCCAUUCACUCCGAUAUGCGAGGUCCUGGUGGACUUGAAUUCUGUCUGGUUCUCGCCAAUACCGAGUAUCUGCUCGCAGCCACCCACGGACCUAGUGUUUUGGCCAUGGCGAAAGAUUAA
Molecule: messenger RNA, 189 nt
Organism: Penicillium longicatenatum
Lineage: Eukaryota; Fungi; Ascomycota; Eurotiomycetes; Eurotiales; Aspergillaceae
Exons: 2
Coding region: 1-189 (62 amino acids)
Source: RefSeq, a predicted model, not a curated record